AUGGCGUUUGCUGCUGGAGACGCCUCCCGAUUCGUCGGGAUUGGUAUCUGUUCGGACUCGAGCGCGACCUGCCUCAGCUCAUUCAUAAGCUAUCAGGUGUUCAAUGGCAACUGGAAAAGCACAAGGUGCAAUUUCCCUGCUAAUAGCGGCGAUCAAAACAAGGGUGGAUUGGGUGGCAAAUUAAAUAAGGUCGUUUUAGCUUAUAGUGGUAGUCUGGAUGCAUCUGUCAUUGUCCCAUGGCUCAAGGAGAACUAUGGUUGUGAAGUCGUCUGCUUCACCGCUGAUGUUGUCCAGGGUGCCAUUGAAUUGGAAGGAUUGGAUAAGAAGGCAAAAGCUAGUGGUGCAUGCCAGCUUGUUGUGAAGGACCUGAAAGAAGAAUUUGUUAGUGAAUAUAUAUACCCCUAUCUGCGCGCUGGUGCAGUCUAUGAAAGAAAGUAUCUGCUUGGUACUUCAAUGGCUAGGCCUGUUAUUGCUAAGAUGGAGUUCUGGAUCAGCGUGCUGCUCACCAGCCUCGGCUACCUCCGCGGUGUCCUCUACACCGCGACGACGACGACUAUGUCUACGUCGCCUGACCAAUGGACGGAUGCCCGUGGUGCUCUGCCAAUGGUUGAUGUUGCCAAGGAAGUUGGUGCAGAUGCAGUUGCUCAUGGAUGCACAGGGAAAGGCAAUGAUCAAGUUCGCUUUGAGCUUACAUUUUAUGCUUUGAAUCCUGAACUUAAAGUGGUGGCACCUUGGAGGGAGUGGGACAUCACAGGACGUAAAAGCUAUGCGUUUGGUAGAUUGGACCGGUGCUUGAAGGAGAGCUUGUUGGAGGAGCACGUGGGUGAACCGAUCUCAUUGGAGGAGAGGUCCAGCGAGAGGAUCUCAGAGAGGAAUUGCUUGAGCGGGGAGGUAUCUGGAGAUUGGCAUCAUCGCAGGCGUUCCUGUUUCCAUCAACGGACAAUCCCUCUCCCCCGCAUCCCUCCUCGCAGGGCUCAACGAAAUCGGUGGGAAGCAUGGCAGCUCGGUGACCCUGAAGCUGUACAGGGGCUCGGCGAGCGUCGCGUCCCGGAAGAGCCCGUUCAGCCUGUACAGGGAGGACAUCUCGUCGUUUGA
This is a messenger RNA of Miscanthus lutarioriparius, 1095 nucleotides long. The record is from the annotation of a GenBank genome assembly. Lineage: Eukaryota; Viridiplantae; Streptophyta; Magnoliopsida; Poales; Poaceae.